Molecule: messenger RNA, 1428 nt
Organism: Saccoglossus kowalevskii
Lineage: Eukaryota; Metazoa; Hemichordata; Enteropneusta; Harrimaniidae
Product: monocarboxylate transporter 13-like
Biological process (GO): transmembrane transport; monocarboxylic acid transport
Molecular function (GO): monocarboxylic acid transmembrane transporter activity
Source: RefSeq, a predicted model, not a curated record
AUGAGAAAAGAGGACCAAGAGAAAAUGAGAAAUUGGGCUGUUGACAAUAAGAAAGUUGUUAGACAAAGAUCAAUCCGACAAGAAAACACAAAUUGUAAGGCAGGUACAUUGCCACUGAAUCUGUACGAGAAGGAGAUACCAAUUAGUGAAAAAUUGCAUAGAGAGAGAGACGUGAUUUGUCAGAUGGGACCGAUAGCUAGUGCCCUCAACAAUAAAAUAGGUUGUCGUCUUGUUGUAUUUAUUGGUGGCUUGGUCGCAUCUAUUGGAUUAAUCCUCAGCUUCCUGGCAACAACAACUAUUCAUCUGUAUUUGACAUAUGGAAUUAUUUCAGGCAUAGGAUAUGGAUUGGCUCUGACACCGACCAUGGCGAUUACCGCAAGCUAUUUCAAGAGAUAUUAUGCCCUUGCUAAUGGGAUUGUAUUUACUGGAGUAGGAAUAGGAUGGAUUGCGUUACCACCACUUUAUCAAACAGGAAUACAAGUAUUUGGAUGGAGAGGAUCCAUACUGAUUUUGGCUGCAGUGACGUUAAAUAUUUGUGUUUGUGCAUGUGUGCUUCGCCCGCCUCCAAUGAGAAUAGUCUCUGUAUCAAAGAACAGUCUGAUGGACAGUGACAGUGAUGUUCAGCUUCACACGACCGAUCCCUUACUGGAACAUGCAAGAAAUACCGAAAAAAUCCAACAUAAAAUAAAUGAUACGUCAAUCAAAAACAGCAACAGAUGUUGCCAAUUUAUGACUGGCAUAUUUAAUCCUAAGCUUUUUCGUGAUCCACUGUUCUUUCUACAAAUGAUGGUCUUUUUCCUCAUAGGAGUCGGAUUUUAUCCAACCAUUCUGCUUUCAGUGCCACGUGCAGUUUCCUAUGGAAUACCUUAUCCAUGGCCAACUGUUGUGAUGACUGCAUGGGGAGUGACAAGUGUAAUAGGAAGAGCCACUCAUGGUGUGAUCAUAGAUUGUAAAAUUCUUACAGCAUGGCAAGCAGCGGGUCUGAUGCUUAUCGUUUGUGGACUAGUUAAUAUUUUCAGCUUUCCAGCAACAACUUUUUUAAGCUUAGUAUUUUUGUACAGCAUCUUUGGUUUUGCUAAUGGUGUAUGGCACCCCCUUACUGUGGCCACAGUCAAAGAGUUUGUUGGCAUACUGAAGUUUCAAAAAGCAUUGGGAUUUUGUAAUAUGUGUCUCGGUAUCUCCGCUUUGAUUGGACCACCUGUUGCUGGAUCCAUAUACGAUAUUACUGGUAACUAUUACAACUCGUUUCUAUUUGCUGGCUGCUCAUUGUGCGCUGCUGGUGUUUUGGAACUUGUCGGUCCUAUAUAUCUUCAGAGAUUCCAUGGGCUCAUCCCUGAUUGCAAACAACAUAUGGUAGAAACAACAACACAAACAUCUGACAAAUAUGCAACUGACAUAGCGAUAGGACCAGGAAAUAGAAGAAUUUGA